GAGGCCGCGGCCGCGCGGAGCGAUGGCUCUCAGCCUGAAGAAACCCAACGCGCCCUCCACCAGCCAGAAGAAGAAGGCGGGUCCCAAGCCCGAGCUCACCGAAGAGCAGAAGCAGGAGGUUCGGGAGGCGUUUGACCUCUUCGACGCUGACGGCAGCGGGACCAUCGACGUGAGGGAGCUGAAGGUGGCCAUGCGAGCCCUGGGCUUUGAGCCCAAGAAGGAAGAGAUGAAGAAAAUGAUCUUGGAGGUGGACAAGGAAGGCACCGGGAAGAUCAGCUUCAACGACUUCUUGGCCGUGAUGACUCAGAAGAUGGCCGAGAAGGACACCAAGGAAGAGAUCCUGAAGGCUUUCCGGCUCUUCGACGACGAUGAAACCGGGAAGAUCUCUUUCAAAAACCUGAAGCGCGUGGCCACGGAGCUGGGGGAAAACCUCACGGACGAGGAGCUGCAGGAAAUGAUCGACGAGGCCGAUCGGGAUGGAGACGGCGAAGUGAACGAGGAGGAGUUCCUUCGGAUCAUGAAGAAGACCAGCCUUUAUUAAAGUCAUUUGAGAAGUGAAAGGGACCCUCGCUGGGUUCCCUCUUUCGUUUUGUGAAACCUUCACUUAGAGGACAGCGGCCGUCUCUC
This is a messenger RNA of Carlito syrichta (Philippine tarsier), 627 nucleotides long. RefSeq names its product centrin 1 (gene CETN1). Gene Ontology annotation, cellular component: centriole; centrosome. Lineage: Eukaryota; Metazoa; Chordata; Mammalia; Primates; Tarsiidae. The coding region runs from base 23 to 541 and encodes 172 amino acids. Gene Ontology annotation, biological process: centriole replication; nucleotide-excision repair; mitotic cell cycle. The transcript has a single exon. Gene Ontology annotation, molecular function: calcium ion binding. The record is from RefSeq and is a predicted model, not a curated record.